AUGUCUAAAAUCUUAAUCGUACUUUUGGCCUGCUUAGCUUGCACUUUAGCUGUCGAUGGUAACAAAGGAGCUUGCUAAACUGGUAAAUACACUGAUGUUAAUGUUGAUUGGAAUAGAUACUUAGGAAGAUGGUACAACGUCGCUGUUAGCAAAUCUUUCAGAUACUCAGAUAUUACUGAUAAGUGUACUCUUGCUAAUUACUCAUUGAAUGAUGAUGGCACAAUUAAGGUUGAUAACUAAGCUAUUAAGAGUAACGGAAAUCUUAACAAGGCUUUAGGAACUGCUACAAUCGUAGCUCCCGGUCACCUUAAGGUAAAGUUCUCUGUUUUCUAACCUGUUGGCGGAAAUUACGAAAUCGUUUAUAUUGACGAUGACUACUCUAUCGUUACUGUUGUUGGCUGCAAUGGACUUGGAUUCCUUGGAUACAGCGAUGUCUGGGUUCUUGCUAGAGACUACAAGGUUUCUCAAGAAAAGAUCAACUUUGCCUUAUAAGCAGCUCAAAACUUAGGUUUUGAUAUUUCUGAUGUCAACUUGGCUGGUAUCUCUGCUUGUGAUAGUUUCUGA
Tetrahymena thermophila SB210 is the source of this 564-nucleotide messenger RNA. RefSeq names its product lipocalin/cytosolic fatty-acid-binding family protein. The record is from RefSeq and is a predicted model, not a curated record. NCBI's taxonomy places the organism in Eukaryota, Ciliophora, Oligohymenophorea, Hymenostomatida, Tetrahymenidae. The transcript has a single exon.